AUGGAACAAAUGAGGGAGGCAGCUGCUCAUUGGAUCAUGAUGCAUGAACACCCAUUCACCAUUCUUGAUGAAGACGGGUUCAAUUUAAUGAUGAGGCGUGGAAUGCCGGAAUGGCAAAAAAUUAGCAGGACAACAUGCAGAGCAGAUUGUAUGAAAAUUUAUGAGAUUGAGAAAAAGAGGUUGAAGAAAAGUCUUGAGUGUGUUGAUAAAAUAAGUUUAAUAACAGAUUGUUGGAAGUCAAAGACUCAAAAGAUUGAAUACAUGGUUGUCACUGGGCAUUGGAUUGAUUCUUGUUGGAAUUUACAAAAGAGAGUUUUAAGUUUCAUUAACAUUCCACCACCAAGGGGAGGUCUUCAAAUUUCCGAUGCCAUUUUCAAGUGUAUGAAAGAGUGGGGCAUUGAAAAUAAGGUUUUCACUAUUACAGUUGAUAAUGCUUCAAGUAACGAUUUGGCUAUUCGAUAUAUGAAAGAUACCAUUCAAAGGUCAAGAACAUUGACAUGUGAAGGAAAUUUAUUUCAUGUUCGUUGUUGUGCACAUAUCUUGAACUUGUGUGUUCAAGAUGAAUUGAGGGAGAUUGAAUGUAUUAUUGGUAAUAUAAGGGAAAGUGUAGAAUAUGUGGAACUCGAUUUUGAGAUGUUAAGUUGUGCACUCAAGUUCAAAGAAGCUUUUAAGAUGUUCAAAGAACGUGAUCCCUUUUAUGGUUGCUGCCCUCAAGAAGAAGAAUGGGAUAAAGCUCAAAAGAUUUGCUCACUGUUGGAGGCUUUUUGGAUAGCCACACAUAUUAUUUCAGGUAGCGAAUAUCCUACUUCAAAUUUAUUUCUUCAAGAAGUUCAAAAAAUAAAGUCAGCAUUGGAUAUUUAUGCACAAUAUGAAGAUUUGUUUCUUAAGCAAUUAUCUAGUAAAAUGAAAGAAAAAUUUGACAAAUAUUGGGGUGAUUGUAAUUUAUCGAUGGCUAUAGCUGCUGUGUUAGAUCCAACCAAAAAAAUGCUUGCAGUUGAAUUUUGUUUUCCUAAGCUUUAUUCUGAAUUGGAUGCCUCUAAGCAUAUCUUAAAAGUUAAGGAGAUAAUUAAUUCUCUUUAUGAGGAGUAUGUUGUUGAAGAAACUAAUAAAGGAGCGCCUCAUUUACUUGAGUCUGAGAGUUUUGGUUCUUCAAGUGCUAGAAGAAGUCAACAAAAUUCUGUGUAUAAUUGGGAUGAUUUUGAUGAAUAUUGUGCAAAAGUUGAAACUUCAGAGACUAAGAGAUCUGAAUUGGUAGAUUAUCUUGAAAAGGGUCGUCUAAAGAAGAAUGAGAUUCCUAAAAUUUUUUCAUGUUUAGAAUGGUGGAGGAUGAAUAGAAUACAGUAUCCAAUAUUGUCAAAGAUAGCAGCUGAUAUUUUAGCUAUUCCAGUGAGCUCAAUGGCUUCAGAAGCAACAUUUAGUGCAGGGACAAGAGUUAUUGAUUCUUAUCAUUCAUCUCUCUCUCCAGACACGGUGAGACUCUACUGUGUGGGGGUGAUUGGCUUCGACAUAUACAUGGACUAA
Zingiber officinale is the source of this 1521-nucleotide messenger RNA. RefSeq names its product zinc finger BED domain-containing protein RICESLEEPER 2-like. The coding region runs from base 1 to 1521 and encodes 506 amino acids. NCBI's taxonomy places the organism in Eukaryota, Viridiplantae, Streptophyta, Magnoliopsida, Zingiberales, Zingiberaceae. Gene Ontology annotation, molecular function: DNA binding; protein dimerization activity. The transcript is spliced from 2 exons. The record is from RefSeq and is a predicted model, not a curated record.